GUGUCUUUGAAAACGGCUGGGUUAUUGUUUAGUUUUUCAGUUGAUUGUCAGACAUGGAAGAAUUGUCAGACAUGGAAAAAACAAACAAGCCUACGAGAUUUGAUUCAGUAACCGUUCAUAAAGAGAAACCGAUAGGGAAGAAGUCCGUGCUACGGUUCAGGUUUAAGGACUUCACGGAGAGUGACACCGCCACGGCAGAUGUGGCAAUUAUAAAAAACACUCUGACGGUGACUGCAACACAUGGGGAAGUUAGCAGGCUCGAAGAGUACACAGGUUUGAAAAUCGAAGAAAAAACAGCAGUGAAGAAAGGCAAGAAGGACUACUUUGAUGUUACUGUGAUAAAGACGGCAGAUUUUAACCUGCAAGAGUGGCUUGACAAACACUAUGCCAGCCAAUAGUAUUUAGAAGUUGUUGUUCACCUUUUUUGCAUUUUUUUUUUUAUAUUUUGCACCUUAUUAAUCAUAAGUGAAAAUAUUAUUAUUGAAUAUGGCAGAUAUCAGUAUGGUUUAUAUGAAUACCGGAACUCAGAAAUAGAGAAUAUUUUUUUAUAUUAUCAAUUGUAAUUUUUGAGUGGAUACAAAAAUUGAAUGCUUACCAAAGCUUACACAUUUUUAGCAUGACUGUUCCCCUAUUAGUCAAAGUUAUACUACUCACUCAAAUGUCAGCGUUGGCAUCUGCAAAAUGCUCUGAUUAAGGUUAACAUACAAUAUCCCUUUUAUUAUUGACAUUAUGCCUCUUUUUAACUUUGACAAUUAUUUGUUAUCGAUUGUUUGCAACUACUCCAUAUCUCUGUUUUUACUACAUCUAUUGAAAUACAACUUUGCAUAUGUGUUCAGUGUCUUUAUUAACGCUCAAUUAGAAUGAGUUAUGACUGUGACCAGCUUUUUAGCAGGACUAUGCCUUUUUUUGUACUAAAAGUCUGGCUAAGGUUUGUGUGCAAGAUAAAAUUCAGGUUAUUUUCACAUUCUGUUUGGAACUUUCAUUUUUAUAUUUAUUUAAAUUAGUAUCUAUGAUACUUUUUCCAGUAGAGUUAAUUUUUGGAAAAUUGCAGUAUUAUUGUGGACAGUAAAAAUACUGUUUGUUGCUUCAAACUUUGUUAACAAUAAGAGGAUAAUGUAUUUCAGUAUAAAUCGUGAUUUUCGUUUUGACUCAUGGUUCUUGUGUCUGUUUUUUUUUUAAAGAAAUCUUGUUUUAGUGUCAUUAUAUCCUUUUAAUUGUGUUGAUAAUGAGUGUUAUUUCCUUUUUUUGCAAACCUCUUUUAAAUAUAAUAUGAAAAACAUCAAGAGACACAUGAUCAGUAUUGAUUUUGUCUUAGAGGUAUGCAUCCAUUAUUUGCUUGAAGUGGCAUUUUGAAUGGCAUGAACCAAUAAUUCGUGCAAAUAGCUAGUUUUUAACCGAAUUUGCUUGAAGUUUAUGCUCACAAAUUGAUAAGGGUAUUCUAUGAGACUGAUACAUCUGCGGAGGCAAACAUAUAGAAGAAUGUGAGCAUUAAGUAAAAUAGCACUGCUAAUAUCUUAACAUUAUCAAGAUGUUUAAAGGGAUCUUUUCACGCUUUGGUAAAUUGACAAAAUUGAAAAAAGUUGUUUUAGAUUCGCAAAUUUUCGUUUUAGUUAUGAUAUUUGUGAGGAAACAGUAAUACUGAACAUUUACCAUGGUCUAAUAUAGCCAUUAUAUGCAUCUUUUGACGAUUUUAAAACCUAAAAAUUAUAAAGCGUUGCAACGCGAAACGAUUGGAUAAUUUGGAGAGUUCUGUUUUUGUCGUUAAAUUUUGUGAAACUACGAAGAUUGCUUAUAUAAGGUAAAAAAAUACUUCAAGUAUAUGUACUCGGCGGAAUAGCUCAGUAGGCUAAAGCGUUUUUACUUCAGGACUCUGGCAGGACUCCAGGGGUCACUGGUUCGAAACCUGGUCCGGGCAAUGUUCUUUUCCUUUUUUUAAUUUUAUUCUUGAUUUUUUACUGGAGCUUUUACGAUCCAAUGUUUACAUUUAUCGAUAUAAAGCAUUUAAUGAUUAAGUUAAAAAAUGCCAAAAUCUGUGAAAAGGCCCCUUUAAUUAAUUUGUACUCUGUUUGGGAAAUCUUACUCCAAGAUAUGUCAUGGUUAUCAUUAAAUGAAGCUUUCCUCAGCUGUAACAAAACAUAGGUGAUACAGGUAAAAUAAUGCAUUUUGCGACAUCAAACCAUUUAUGUAACAACAUAAACUAUUAAAUUUGGAUUGUUUUAAACGUUUACGAUACGAAACUUGUUGAUAUGUAUUAAGACAACAACAAAAUCUCUCCUGAUGUAGUUUCUCGAGUCUUAUUGUUUGCUUCAUUUGUCAUACUGGCAUGUUUCAAACAGUAUUUUUUGUUUUUGUGAAUUGAUGACUUAUAAUUUUAGAGACUACCUUUAAAAUGGUGCCAAGUAAUGAUCAUGUAAUAUUAUUUGUUUCCUAUGAGCAUUUAGGUCUGUUAAUUUAUUUACUAUCCCAGUUUGCUUUGUAUUAUUUGUUUACUAUACAUUUUUAGCAGAUGUAAUUUGGUGUUAUUAGCGCAUGCAAAUUCUUGUUCAUUAAUUCAAUUUACCGACUUAUGUGCCCUGUAUUUAGGUAUAUUUACAGUGUUAUUAUUUUUAUGAAAACACUUUUGCAAAACUUUUACCCAUGAGUUGCAUAUUUGUACACUUAAACAAUUACGCUCCUUAUAAAUAAAUGUAACAAUAGAUGUUGUUUUAUUAAUGAAUCAAGGCAAGUUAGAUUGUAUUUGCAGUUUGUUUUUCUGCAAUUCGGUAUCCCCGGUAACAAGUCUUGACAUUGUAUCCAUACUCACAUGACGUUAAGUAGAUUGAAUGAUGUAUUUCUUCAAUUUCAAUUUUCUUCAAUUUCAAUUUUCAUAGCACAAUAAAUGUAGCUUUUCUUAAA
Messenger RNA from Dreissena polymorpha, 2895 nucleotides. RefSeq lists its product as uncharacterized. Lineage: Eukaryota; Metazoa; Mollusca; Bivalvia; Myida; Dreissenidae. The transcript has 4 exons. The coding region runs from base 54 to 398 and encodes 114 amino acids. The record is from RefSeq and is a predicted model, not a curated record.